Molecule: messenger RNA, 1079 nt
Organism: Pseudocercospora fijiensis CIRAD86
Lineage: Eukaryota; Fungi; Ascomycota; Dothideomycetes; Mycosphaerellales; Mycosphaerellaceae
Exons: 2
Coding region: 39-983 (314 amino acids)
Cellular component (GO): peroxisome
Source: RefSeq, a predicted model, not a curated record
GACGACAUUCACCUCAGUUCCACACACACAAACCCACCAUGUCAGAAAAAGGAGCAGGAGCGGGCCAUGAAAGCGCCCCAGUCGAAGUCUCCUGGCUAAAGCGCGACGUCCUUCUCUUCGCCGCCAGCAUCGGCGCAACCUCCGACGAACUCCACUACCUCUACGAACUCCACCCCAACUUCUCCGUCUUCCCCACCUACCCCAUCAUCCUCCCCUUCAAACACACAACCCAAGAAGUCAUCGACUUCUACGCAGCCCAACACUCCUCUCGCCCGCAAAUCCCCGGCGUCCCUGCCCUCGACUCCAAACGCGUCCUCGAUGGGGAACGGAAGAUAAUUUUCCAUAAACAACUCCCAACCUCUUCUGAAGGAAGGAAAUUCGAGGCUAGGAAUAAAGUUGUGGGCGUUUAUGAUAAAGGGAAACCCGGGACGGUGUUGGAGACGCAGGUUGAUAUUGUGGAUCAGGAGAGCGGGGAGGUGUAUACGACGAUUAUCGGGAGUGCGUUCUUUAUCGGGCAGGGGGGUUGGGGAGGUCCCAAAGGGCCGAAAACUGAGACGUUUCCUCCACCUCAGGGCAAAGCUCCGGAUGUGGUGAAUGAAUUUGCUACGAAUGAGGAGACUGCGAUCCUAUACCGACUCAAUGGGGAUUAUAACCCUUUGCAUAUCGAUCCCAAGCCUGGGAAGGCUAUGGGGUUUGGUGGGGUGAUUAUUCAUGGAUUGUUUUCUUGGAAUUCCACGGCGCAUGCGUUGGUUAAGUUGCUUGGUGGGGGUGAUCCCGGGAGUAUUAAGGAGUAUGCGGCGAGGUUUGCGUCGCCGGUUAAGCCGGGGGAUGUGCUUUUGACGGAGGCGUGGAGGAUGGGGACCAGGGAUGGGGAGGGGUGGGAGGAUGUUAGGUUUACGGUUAAGGUGAAGCAGACGGGGAAGGUUUGCUUGAGCAAUGGGCGGGCGAAGAUGAAGAUUAAGAGUGGUAGCGCCAAGCUCUGAAUUGGGGGAUGGAGGUCUUGUGGAUAGAUGGUUGGAUCUUGCUUUUAUUUGAAAGUAUAUACUCUGAAGUGGAUCAAGUCCAUUGCGACUCCUGGG